AGGUUGCAAAGGAGUUUGGCUUCCAAAAUAAUGGCUUCUCAGUUUACAUCAAUAGAAACAAGACCGGAGAGAUAACAGCCUCCUCCAACAAAUCCCUCAACUUGCUAAAAAUCAAGCAUGGCGAUUUGUUGUUCCUGUUUCCCUCGAGCCUUGCUGGGCCCUCAUCUGAAAUGGAGACGUCAGCUCCACCGGGCUUCAAGGUCUUUGGCGCUCCCAACGUGGUGGAGGACGAGAUUGACCAGUACCUCAGCAAACAGGAUGGGAAGAUUUACCGAAGCCGAGAUCCACAGCUAUGCCGCCACGGCCCUUUGGGGAAAUGCGUGCACUGCGUCCCUCUAGAGCCAUUCGAUGAGGACUAUCUAAACCAUCUCGAGCCUCCUGUGAAGCACAUGUCCUUCCAUGCCUACAUCCGGAAGCUGACUGGAGGGGCUGACAAGGGGAAAUUUGUUGCCCUGGAGAACAUCAGCUGCAAGAUUAAGUCAGGGUGCGAGGGGCACCUCCCGUGGCCGAACGGCAUCUGUACUAAGUGCCAGCCGAGUGCCAUCACGCUGAACAGACAGAAGUACAGGCAUGUGGACAAUAUCAUGUUUGAGAAUCACACCGUCGCUGACCGCUUUCUUGACUUCUGGAGAAAGACAGGGAACCAGCAUUUCGGGUACUUAUAUGGACGGUACACGGAGCACAAAGACAUUCCUCUUGGCAUCAGGGCUGAAGUGGCUGCGAUUUAUGAGCCACCUCAGAUUGGUACACAGAACAGCUUGGAGCUUCUUGAGGAUCCAAAAGCUGAAGUGGUCGAUGAAAUUGCUGCCAAACUUGGCCUGCGGAAGGUUGGCUGGAUAUUUACAGACCUCGUCUCAGAGAUACCCAAAGGGUCAGUCGCUACGUCGAAAAUAAGUUCAGAAGAGGUGAAUACCCCUGCAGGAGACUUCCAGACAAGCAUCCACAUGUGCCGGCUGCUUCUCCCGAUGGAGCAUUUUGGAUCCAGUUGUUACUGGCAGUGGCUACAGGUUAUAACAGGGACAGUUGACACCUAUUUCCUAAGUUCAGAAGAGUGCAUCACUGCAGGAGACUUCCAGAACAAGCAUCCCAACAUGUGCCGGCUCUCUCCCGAUGGACAUUUUGGAUCCAAGUUUGUUACUGCAGUGGCUACAGGUGGUCCUGACAAUCAAGUCCACUUUGAAGGGUACCAGGUGUCCAAUCAGUGUAUGGCGCUCGUCCGUGAUGAGUGUUUGCUGCCGUGCAAGGAUGCUCCGGAGCUUGGCUACGCCAAGGAGUCUAGCAGUGAGCAGUACGUGCCUGAUGUGUUUUAUAAGGACGUAGACAAGUUUGGCAACGAGAUCACCCAGCUGGCCCGACCCUUGCCUGUGGAGUAUCUCAUCAUAGAUAUCACAACAACUUUCCCCAAGGAUCCAGUUUACACUUUUUCUAUUUCGCAAAAUCCAUUUCCUAUUGAAAACCGGGAUGUAUUGGGUGAGACACAGGACUUCCAUAGCUUGGCCACCUAUUUGUCCCAGAAUACCUCAUCCGUGUUCUUGGAUACCAUCUCAGAUUUCCACCUCCUGCUGUUCCUGGUCACCAAUGAAGUUAUGCCUCUGCAGGACAGCAUCAGCUUGCUGCUGGAGGCUGUGCGGACCAGAAAUGAGGAGCUCGCCCAGACGUGGAAGAGGUCUGAGCAGUGGGCCACCAUCGAGCAGCUGUGCAGCACAGUUGGCGUGCAGCUCCCAGGUCUCCACGAGUACGGCGCCGUCGGGGGCUCCACACACACGGCCACUGCGGCCAUGUGGGCCUGUCAGCACUGCACGUUCAUGAACCAGCCAGGCACGGGCCACUGCGAGAUGUGCAGCCUCCCCAGGACCUAGGGUGCCUGCCCUCUGCUGGCUAGGACCAGGCCCAGCCCAGCCCUUCCUGAAGCCAGAAGCGUUGCUCAGUGUGUUCCCUAUAACUGCCCCACAGUGGGCAGCCCUGGAGGGACAAGGGGCUGGCUGUCCUGGGCUCCCUGACCCACUGAAGCUUCUCAGCACGUUCCUCCUUGGAGAGCGGGUGCCACGGCUGGUAUUCUGCACACUGAGUGCAGUCCCAGACUGGAAACGCAGAGCGGCCCCUCAUGCCUAAUCCUGUUGACAAGCCCCCCACUGUGUUGGAAGGACCUCUCACCUCUAUACGGCACCUGCAAUUGGGGAGCAUAGGGAGGGGCUGAUGCUGCCACCACCCAGCCUUUUCCUUCCUUUCAAUGCUUUUUGUUUGGCCUCCCCGCCCCCCGCGUUUUUCUGGCUGGGAGCUCUUGGUUGCCCCUGGUCUGACUGCUUGGUGGCAGACACCCUGCCUGUGAGGGCCACUUUCCUCUGCCGGGAGCUGUUUGGGGGGGAUGCUGUGGCCCUGGACACAGCUCCCCUCUGCAGGUCUGCAGGUCGGUUUGCUGCCUGCCCUCCUCCUCUCACCCGACGUCCAGGUGGGAUUUUAAAGUCUGCAUUGGUUAUAAUAACAGUUACCAGUAAUUCCUGCCCAGAAGACUUUUAUUUAUUUUUUUUUUAAGAUAAAAACUGCACAAAAGGGGAGUGAGAGAGACUAGUUUCCACAUCCUUCCCUCCUUUAGUGAAGCCCCCGAGGUUGUGUCCAGGGUGAUGAGUGUGGACGGGGGUACCAGUCAGUUCUCCCUUGAAGUAAACCUCAGUGCCUGAGACUUUUCUACCAAGCCACACAGCUGCAGCAGCUGCAGAUACUGCGGGCUGAGCAGGAGCAGUGGUGGCGCCUGCCCUGAGGCUGCCCUGCGAUGGCCUGGGUGGGAGAGCUGGGUCGCCGGUGUUGAUGCUCUGGCCCUCCCCAAUACGCUGCUUCAUCCCACUGCACUGCCUGGCUGAGGGUGUUAGGGGCUGUGCCUCUUGUGAGGGCCAUCUGGGACCUCUCUGGGGCAUUGCACAAUUGAUAGUGUACCAAUGGAGGGAGCCUGGGCGAUCUGGAACAGCACCUGGUGGGGUCCUGUGUGUGUGCGCUCUGUGGGCUCUGCGUUCAUCUGUGGCCAGGCCGGGGCAUGGCUCUUACCUGGGGAGUGGUGGGCAUCUCGAUGCUUCUUUGCCUUAAUGAUGGCCACAUUUGGGUUGCUCUGCACCCACGGGAGAGGCUGGCCCAGCUACAGACUGCUUAGGGACUUCUGUGUCCAUCUUGGGGGGUAAGCCCAUGUGACCCUCCCACAUUCUUGGCACUAUGAACAGAGAACACUUGCCUGUUGGCUUCUGAAGUGGUCGGGACUGUGGCUGGCACCUCCAGGUCUGCCUGGCAUGGGACACCAAGUGGAAAGCCCAAGCAGCUCAUCUGCUCUUGGGACCAGGGGCCAGUUGGGUUGGGUCUGGUUAUGGCAGAGCUGUCGUGGAGGGUCUGGAGGGGUGGAGAGGAGCCUGGUUGAAGCGGACUGCUGCGGGUGCAACUCCCAGCUUGGCCACUGUGGGCUGUCUGCUCUCCCUCCUAGCAGCUGUCACGCUGAAGUUUUGUCCUCUGCUGUCUCUGGUCCUGAGAUCAGCUGUGAGCCUAGGUGGCCAAGGCUUCCUGCAUUGCUUCCCUGUGAGUCCAAGGCCUUCCCCACCACUGGGCAGGGGCUGGACAACACGGACUUCUAGAGACAGCCGCGUUGCCAGUUCCUCCUCUCCCACUUGCUCAUCCUUAUCUGCCAUGCUAUUCUAGUUUCCAUUGUCCUCCACCAGCAUUUCCCUCACUCUGAAAUUCCGGCAUUCACAUCAUUCAUGUUUUCUUUUGUCUUUCAGCUAAAGAAAAAACAUUGGCGAUUUGUCUGCUUCUGGUUUUGAGUUACUCUUUGUUCAGUAAUGCACUUUAUUUUAUUGUCCAAAGAGAGUCAGAGCUAAGCAUACAGGCUUGGGGGUGAGCCCUGCUAUAAGAGUUCAGGCCCUGGGAGGCUCAGCCACCUCCCGUUGUGGGAGGGAGGUCUCAGCCCCACCUCGCAUCUUCACCUGCCCUUGGUGUGGACACACCCUCUCAUGCUACCAGCACCAUAACCCAGUGGGGGUGACUGGGUGCACACCUGCCCAGGUGAACACAGCGGCUGCCAGUCUCCUGGCCCAGAGAGGAGGUGGGGCCUGGACCUGGUCUCUUCCAACCAGGCUGCUCGUGGGGCACAGGUGCUCCUGCUUCGGCUCUGUUUCGGCUCACAGGUGUGCAUCACUGGGCUUGGAUUUGCAUUACAUUGACCCCAGCCCUGCAGUGGAACCUAAUAAAAGCGCCUGAAGCAACA
This is a messenger RNA of Cercocebus atys (sooty mangabey), 4240 nucleotides long. RefSeq names its product nuclear protein localization 4 homolog (S. cerevisiae) (gene NPLOC4). The record is from RefSeq and is a predicted model, not a curated record. Gene Ontology annotation, molecular function: ubiquitin binding; ubiquitin protein ligase binding. Bases 171 to 1859 code for a protein of 562 amino acids. Gene Ontology annotation, biological process: ubiquitin-dependent protein catabolic process. The transcript is spliced from 16 exons. Lineage: Eukaryota; Metazoa; Chordata; Mammalia; Primates; Cercopithecidae. Gene Ontology annotation, cellular component: nucleus.